Molecule: messenger RNA, 3954 nt
Organism: Ictalurus furcatus (blue catfish)
Lineage: Eukaryota; Metazoa; Chordata; Actinopteri; Siluriformes; Ictaluridae
Gene: pacs1a
Product: phosphofurin acidic cluster sorting protein 1a
Exons: 24
Coding region: 216-2921 (901 amino acids)
Biological process (GO): protein localization to plasma membrane
Molecular function (GO): transmembrane transporter binding
Source: RefSeq, a predicted model, not a curated record
GACUGGAGCAGUUUGUCUGCUGGAAUGCAGCAUGUUCAGUAGAGAGACUCUAUACACUGGAGUAUAAGAUGAGCGGCGUUGGGAAGGAGGCGGUACGGGAGACAGGGACGCGCAUCGUGACACGCGCAACGAUUUUUCCCCACAAGAUGCGGGGAACUGAGAAUGAAGCUUGAUCAAGAAGACUUGUACUGUGAUUUCCCCCCUACACCAUUAGCAUGUCGGAGCGAGGAGCUGUUCAGCGAGCGGGAGUUGCGUCUCCCCACCUGCAGCCCUUCAAAUCGGUCAGCAUUUCAUCAAAUCGCCCGGUUCAGAUGAACCUGUUUGCGACAUGGGAAAUCGACCGCUCGUCUCCCAGCUGUGUUCCAAGACUCCUCAGUUUGACUCUUAAGAAACUGGUGAUGUUAAAGGACCUUGACCAAGACCUCACCUCAGUGGUCAUUGCAGUCAAACUUCAGGGAUCAAAGCGGAUUCUGCGCUCUAAUGAAAUCCUUCUGCCAUCUCCUGGGCUCACAGAGACAGAUUUACAGCUCACUUUCUCCCUUCAGUAUCCACAUUUUUUGAAGAGAGAUGCCAACAGGCUGCAGAUCAUGCUCCAGCGAAGGAAAAGGUACAAGAAUCGUACAAUCCUGGGCUACAAGACACUAGCAGUGGGCCUAAUUAAUAUGGCAGAGGUGAUGCAGCAUCCCACUGAAGGUGCUCAGGUAUUGCGUCUGCAUACUAAAAUAAAGGACAUGGCCGUGCCCGUAGCUGAGAUCAGGGUUUACUCAAUGUCCAGUCAACCUAUAGACCCAGAAGGACCAAAGGCCAAACUGUCUGAUCGAUCCCCUGAUAUUGAUAACUACUCUGAGGAGGAGGAAGAGAGCUACUCAUCUGAGCAGGACGGCAGUGAUGACCCAUUACAUGGACAGUACCUUUAUGACGAUGAGGAUGAAGUAAGGAAGAAGAAGCCACGUCGUAAACUUACCUCUGCUGCUUCCAUUACAAGAGCUAAUCAGCCUAACAUCAAGCAGAAAUUUGUGGCACUGCUGAAAAGGUUCAAGGUUUCUGAUGAGGUGGGAUUUGGCCUGGACCAUGUGUCUCAGGAGCAGAUUCGUGAUGUAGAGGAAGACCUGGAUGAGCUGUACAACAGUCUGGAGAUGUACAACCCCAGUGACAGUGGACCAGACAUGGAGGAGACCGACAGUGUCCUCAGCAUGCCCAAGCCCAAACUCCCGCCAUUCUUCGAAGCUAUGUCUCAAUCCAGCUCUCACAAUGAGUUUGGCAGUCUGAACAGCAGAUGUUCUCUAGGCAGAGACACACUGAAUCCCCAGGGGGAACAGACUGCAUCAAGUAAAAUUCAGCGCUCCAGUAGUGCACACCUGGAUGACGCCUUCUCUGAAACAGACACAGUGGAGCUGAAUGAGGUGGAGGUUUUGAGCGAUGGAACCCCCAGCAUCACUGUUUCUGUGGCAGAGAGACCACGAACCCCACAGAGGAGCAGCAGCCAGACCAUGCCCUCCCCAAGGUUAGAUGGUGGUCACACUCCUAAGCAUAAGCGAGGAACACCCAUGAAAGAGAGGCAGCUGUCUAAACCUCUCAGCGAGCGGACGAACAGCUCAGACAGUGAGCGCUCACCUGAGCUCAGCCUCACUCCACAGAUGCCAAGGAAGAUAGUGUAUGACCAGCUGAACCAGAUCCUGGUGUCUGACACGACCCUGCCCGACAGUCUCAUCCUCAUUAAUAGCAGUGACUGGCAAGGACAGUAUGUGGCAGACUCCCUGCAGGCACAGAAGCAUCCAGUGGUGUGUACCUGCUCAGUGUCCGAGAUUCAGGCUGUGCUCUCAGCUCUGCUCACUCGUAUUCAGAAGUUCUGUAAUUGUAACUCUGUCACACCUAAACCUGUGAAAGUGGUGGCUGUGGGAGGGCACAACUAUCUGGGAGCCAUCUUGCGUUUCUUCGUAUCUCAGCUAGCCAACAAGACAUCUGAUUGGCUUGGGCAUUUAAAGUUUCUGGUGGUUCCACUAGGUUCUCACCCAGUGGCUAAGUACCUCGGCUCCCUAGAUAACCGCUACCGUUCAGCUUUCCUUGACAGUGCGUGGCGGGAGUUCUUCAGUCGUACAGAUCCUCCUCAACCUGGUUUAUCAUCUGCAGAGGGUGUGGACGUGGCCGGACGUAUCGGUCAGUAUAUUGAUGGAGCCAUAGUCACUCAUCAGCUGCCUAUCGCUGAGGCUAUGCUUACCUGCAAGCACAAAAUGCAAGAAGAUGAUUCCUUUCAAAAUUUUGUCCCCUUUGUGGGUGUGGUUAAAGUCGGUUUGAUUGAGCCCAUGUUUGGAUUGACAGUAGGUGGAGACUGUGAAGAGGGAGUGGCUUUGAGUCUGAUAGUUCCUUCGACCUCUCCUCCUGCUCAUGCAAUGUCCACUGGGAUGAUGAAAGAAUUUGCCACCCCUCCUCCUUCACCAUCUCUCAGUGGUGUUCAUGGGAGUCCCAACAUGUCUCAUGGAACAGACACCAUAGGGCUACAGGUGGAUUACUGGGUGGCUGAAAAGCGUAAAGAUGGUGAGAGGAGGGACACCAAGAACACCCUUAAGAGUGCUUUCAGAUCCUUGCAGGUCAGCCGACUGCCCAAUUCGUCCAUUGGCGAGCUCCAGCCCAGCUCCUGCACCAUGGCCAUGACUGUGGUCACCAAGGAGAAGAACAAGAAAGUCCCUACUAUUUUUCUGGGGAAGAAGCCAAAGGAGAGGGACACCGAAUCCAAGAGCCAGGUGAUCGAGGGGAUCACCAGACUCAUCUGUUCUGCUAAGCAUCAGCAAACAAGUCUUAGAGUGUCUGUUGAUGGGAUGGAGUGGAAUGAUGUCAAGUUUUUUCAGCUGGCACCCCAGUGGCCCACUCAUGUGAAAUAUCUGCCAGUUGGUCUGUUCAGCUACAGUAAAAUUGCCUCCUAAUGGUGUUUUACCUGAAGAAAACCGCAGGAGCUUUCAUUUCCAAACACUCUUCCAGGCAAUAUACAUGGACAAUUUUUUUUCCCCCUUUUUUUUUCUUUUGGAUGUUGGGGUAUGUUUGUUUUUUUUAACCUACAUCUGAAGGAUUUGUUAAGGAAAAGCAAUUAUAGUGUUCUGAGACCAAGAAUGGGUCUACUCCAAAGGUAAUAUUCUUGUGUGCUGUUAUUUUCUGCUGUGCCGUGCAGUUAACAAUGCAAUAACCUCCAUGUACUGUAUGGUUGUGCAAUUAUUUUGUCACCUUUAAAUAUUAGUGAUUUUAAGAAUAUUAGUGAUUUAAGAAUAUAUUGUUUUCACUUGUUCUGAAAUUUAGUGAUCAUGCUCAGCAUUUGUGGUUAUUUUAUAUCAAAGUAUACGUGAGUAUAUUAAUAUAUAUGCAUAGUAUAAGAGUAAUUUUGCAAUAUUAUAGAUAUCUGAUGCUUCUCAAAUAUUUUGUAAAAAUGGGUAAAACAUAUUUUAUCACAAAAUAGUAUUAUAUGUUGAAAAUAGGCCAUAAGUUAUUAUACUUUGCAUGUGUGUGUGUGUGUGUGAAAGAGUGCAAAGGAAAUGAAGAUAUUAAUUGUGUACAAUGUACAUUGACUUGGUGAUCUUUCAGGACGGUUGGACCUGGCUGCUUUCAUUCCUUCUGUGAUGUUGAUUAUAGAUGUUCUUUGUACAGUAAAAAAUUAUAUCUAAAUGUGAAAGGUCAGUUUGUAGCCUACCCCAACACAUUACUAAUGUGACGAUUCAGGAUUGAAGAUGAAAUCUACACACAGCCUACAAAACCCAUCAAGAACUUACAUCCAGGUGUCAAAAAUGUGUAGUGAACCCUUGUUGCCUUUGAUAUAUAUUGUUGUAUGCAAAUAAAUAUUUUGCAUGCAGUAAUUUUGUAAUAUUCUGGUGUAGUGGUUGGUAUGUAUUCAUAAGUCUUUAUAAUUUAAAAUGAUCUUUUCACAUUUACACCUAUCAUGUGCACUGAAAAUAAAUGCAUCCUACCUGG